Molecule: messenger RNA, 3384 nt
Organism: Chiroxiphia lanceolata (lance-tailed manakin)
Lineage: Eukaryota; Metazoa; Chordata; Aves; Passeriformes; Pipridae
Gene: DBR1
Product: debranching RNA lariats 1
Exons: 8
Coding region: 41-1660 (539 amino acids)
Biological process (GO): mRNA splicing, via spliceosome
Cellular component (GO): nucleus
Molecular function (GO): RNA lariat debranching enzyme activity
Source: RefSeq, a predicted model, not a curated record
AAGGGCCGCGCGGCGCGUGCCCGAAGCGGCGGCGGCGGCGAUGAAGGUGGCGGUGGCCGGGUGCUGCCACGGCGCCCUGGACAAGAUGUACGAGACGCUGGAGCUGCUGCAGCGGCGGCAUAACGUGCGGCCCGACCUGCUGCUAUGCUGCGGGGACUUCCAGGCGGUGCGCAACGAGGCGGACCUGCGCUGCAUGGCCGUGCCGGCCAAGUACCGCCACAUGCAGACCUUCUACCGGUACUACUCGGGAGAGAAGAAAGCGCCGGUGCUCACCCUGUUCAUCGGCGGCAACCACGAGGCUUCCAACCACCUGCAGGAGCUGCCCUAUGGCGGCUGGGUGGCCCCCAACAUCUACUACCUGGGUUACGCGGGCGUGGUGCGGUUCCGCGGCGUGAGGAUCGGCGGCAUCUCGGGCAUCUUCAAAUCUCACGACUACCGGAAAGGCCACUUUGAGUGCCCCCCAUACAACCAGCAAACAAUUAGAAGUGCUUACCAUGUGAGGAAUAUUGAAGUCUUCAAACUCAAACAGCUGAAGCGUCCCAUGGAUAUAUUCAUGUCCCACGACUGGCCCAGGAGCAUUUACCACUAUGGGAACAAGAAACAGCUCCUCAAAAUGAAAUCCUUCUUCCGCCAAGAAGUGGAGAGCAACACUCUGGGGAACCCUGCUGCCUCUGAGCUCCUGCAGCACCUCAAACCCACCUACUGGUUCUCAGCACAUCUGCACGUUAAAUUUGCAGCUUUCAUGCAGCAUGAGACAAGCUCCAAAGAAGAACUGCCAAAAGCAACCAAGUUUCUGGCUCUGGAUAAAUGCCUGCCACACAGAGACUUCCUGCAGAUAAUAGAUGUGGAGCAUGAUCCUAACGCGGGUGACUCCCUGGAGUACGAUGCCGAGUGGAUCGCAGUGCUCAAGGCCACCAACAGCCUGGUUAAUGUGACUCAGUGCUCCUGGAACAUGCCUGAAAAGAAUGGCCUCCAUGCCAAGUGGGAUUACAGCGCGACCGACGAAGCCAUCAAAGAGGUGUUAGAAGAGCUGAAUCACAACCUCACAAUUCCCUCCAACUUCACCUUGACAGCUGCUUGUUAUGAUCCCAGCAAGCCCCAGAAAAACAUGCAGCCAGUUCACACCAUCAAUCCCCAGACCACCGAGUUCUGCGCCCAGUUUGGCCUCACUGACAUCAACGACAGGAUCCAGCAGGCGAAGGAAGAGGGCUCAGGACGGGGUGAAUAUGAAGAGGAGGAGGAGGAGGAGGAGAUGGACAGCACUGGGUCAGCAGAGGAGCCCAGUGAAUACAACACAGAUAACUCUGGCCUUUCCUCCAUCAAUCCAGAUGAGAUAAUGCUGGAUGAAGAAGGUGGCGAUGAAGACUUGAGUACGUGCUCUGUAGAUCCUUCCCCUGAUCACCCCCCCGAGUUCUCCACGAGCUUCUCCGACAUCCGGAUCAUGCCGGAUUCCAUGGCGGUGUCCUCCGAUGAUGCCAUGGACUCCAACAACGAGGAUGUGGAGAAGUCUGCUGGGAGUAAGCAGGGGGAGGAGAAGAGCUCCACUGAGAGACCGCUGAAGCGCGUUGGGGGUGAUGAGAACGGGAACAGUGGCGUUAAAAAGAUUAAGAGGAGGAAUCAAGCCAUCUAUGCUGCAGAGGAGGAAGAUAAAACAGAUUAACACUUCCUGUGGUGGAUAACUAAGUUCUCUGCCAGCCUUUCUGUGGGAAGGUGGGGAGAACUGGUGGACUACUCGUACUUUUAAUGUUAACGUGAUCUUAUUUACUUUCUUAAGCUCAAGGGGCUGGAUGUACCUCUCACAGGGAAGAUGAUUUAUCUGGGUUAAACAUGGAAGUCAGAAGCAGACUUUUCCAACAAAGUACUUUGACAAAGGAUUUAAAGCCUAUCUAUCGCUCAGUUCAGUCCCUGGUUAUUGGUGUAUGCUCCCUGUGUUCAGCUGUACAGCUCUACAAGAGUCACUGUGCUUGUCUAACAAGAACUUAGAAUGUAGCCCAGGCCCAAGUGAGAGGAUGUCUGACUUACAAGACUGAAUGAUUUGAUUUUAUUGCUUUUGUCUUGUUUUAUACUGAACUUUUAAUACAAAGUGGCACACAAAAUAGCUCCAUGAAUUACAUUUGGAAAUAGAAUUCCCAGGAUAACAAAACAGCAAUAGAAGAAUGAAGAUUUGUUUUUUUGUUUUCUGGUCAUAGUCAUGCCAUAGAAAAACUUCAUGGUCGUAAACAAAACUGUGUAUUGUCCUGAAUUGCUUUUAAUUAGAGUUUUGGUAGAGCACCAAGUCUCUUGAUUUGGAGGAUGACGGUUUUAUGGGGACCAUGGCAAAGUGCAUCUCUGUUCUUAGAACCUCCUUUGUGUUCUGUUUCUUAAGACUUGAGAACAAUGUCUUAAAACACGAGUAGUUGGGAAGAACAGCUCCCAAAAUGUGGGCAUCACCACUGUCCUGGCUCUUACUGAUUGCUGAUUAAGGCUGUGCUGUUCAUACAAGGUGGUGGAUGUUUUUAAGUUGCCUGAGGCAGUAACACCCACCGUGAUCAUCAGCCUCCCUUUUCACCUGUCACUUCUUUUCAGUAGCUGUAACUUGCUGAACUCUUAGGGCUGGAUUUGGAAUAUUCCAAAGCACCUUCAUAACCUCCAGCUGAGAACAGAGACCCUCUUGGAAGAUUUCUUUCUGCCUUUUUUCCCCCUGAAUUGUUAGCAAUCAGAUUACACUCUUUUGGCCUGAAAGGCUGUGAGGAUAACAAAACUGCCUGAGUUCAUGGCAGUGACAGUGUUUUCAAGCAGAUGUCAUUAGACUCCUUUCUACCAGUGUCUUCUGGUGUUCUGGGCUGAGCUUUUGGAGUCCAGACUUCCCCACAACUGGGCUGCCCUUGGCAGCAGAAGUAGCUCCUGUGCUUUUCCCCCUCCAAGGCACAGGGAGUGUGAAGGAGAAAGUGUCCUGACAGGAAGAAGGAACUGGACAGGGAGCAGUGAGUGCAAUGGAUUGUUGAGUGUGAGUUCUGUAGCAGGGAAACACUUUGAGCUCAAGACUUCUGUCUUUAAAGCCACUUCCAUGUCUGGGAUCCACCUUGGUUCCUCUCCUGUCAGCAGUUCACUAUGAGAACUAAAGGUGUGUAAGUAUUCAAGGGCUAGAAAAGGGCAAAAUUAAAGCUCCCUCAGUUCAGUUACCAGCUCCUCUGUCAGAACAGCCCCAAAGAGCUGUGCUGAGGGGUGAGGAGAACCUGCCAGUGCUUGGGGUGACCCUCAGGGUGUGUAAAGUAGCUCUGAACUGUCAGAUAAGGUGCUGAAGGUAGCUGAGUCUCCUUAAGGGUCCUGGGUUUGCAGUGCUGAAAUCUGAGUCGUGCCUCGUGAUCUGAACACUAUAAUGGAAUAAAGCAUUUUAAGGAUAAA